Messenger RNA from Penicillium verrucosum, 1588 nucleotides. RefSeq names its product protein disulfide isomerase PDI1 (gene pdiA). Gene Ontology annotation, molecular function: protein disulfide isomerase activity. The transcript has 4 exons. NCBI's taxonomy places the organism in Eukaryota, Fungi, Ascomycota, Eurotiomycetes, Eurotiales, Aspergillaceae. The record is from RefSeq and is a predicted model, not a curated record. Bases 9 to 1556 code for a protein of 515 amino acids. Gene Ontology annotation, cellular component: endoplasmic reticulum. Gene Ontology annotation, biological process: protein folding; response to endoplasmic reticulum stress.
UCUUCAUUAUGCGGUCUUUCGCCCCACUAGUCCUAAGCCUCCUUGGAGCUACAGCAGCAGUUCACGCUGCUGAGCCCGAAGUUGCCGACGCUGACGCCAAUGUCGUCACUUUGACAACUGAUACCUUUGAUGAAUUCGUCAAGGAGCACCCUUUGGUGCUUGCUGAGUUCUAUGCGCCUUGGUGCGGUCACUGCAAGGCCCUUGCCCCCAAGUAUGAAGAGGCUGCCACAGAGCUGAAGGCCAAGGAUAUACCUGUGGUCAAGGUGGAUUGCACCGAGGAGGAGGAGCUGUGCCGAACCUACGAAGUUGAUGGCUACCCUACUCUGAAGGUCUUCCGUGGCCCCGAUUCACACAAGCCCUACGCUGGUGCCCGCAAGUCCGACGCAAUUGUUUCAUACAUGACCAAGCAGUCCAUGCCCGCCGUCUCGAACGUGAAUGAGGAGAACCUGGAGGAAUUCAAGGCCUUGGACAAGAUUGUGAUUAUCGGAUAUGUGGCUUCUGAUGACAAGGCCGCAAACGAGAGCUUCACUUCGUUCGCUGAAUCCCAGCGUGACAACUUCCUCUUCGCUGCAUCCAACGACGCUGCUCUCGCUAAGGCCGAGGGCGCCAAGCAGCCCUCGAUUGUUCUCUACAAGGACUUCGAUGAGAAGAAGGCCGUGUACGACGGAAAGCUGGAGGAUGAGGCCAUCCUCGAAUGGGUUAAGACCGCUAGCACUCCUCUUGUUGGUGAGCUUGGUCCCGAGACUUACUCAAAGUACAUGGCGGCCGGUAUCCCCCUGGCUUACAUCUUCGCCGAGACUCCCGAGGAGCGCGAGCAAUUCGCUGCUGAUUUCCGUCCCAUCGCUGAGAGCCACCGUGGAGCUAUUAACAUUGUUACCCUUGAUGCGAAGCUCUUCGGCGCUCACGCUGGCAACCUCAAUCUUGAGCCUGAGAAGUUCCCUGCUUUCGCUAUCCAGGACACUACCAAGAACGCCAAGUACCCUUACGACCAGAACAAGAAGGUUGAUGCUAAGGAUGUCGGCAAGUUCAUCAAGGACGUUCUUGACGGCAAGGUUGACCCUAGCCUCAAGUCCGAGCCCAUUCCCGAGACUCAGGAGGGAUCUGUUACUGUUGUUGUUGGCCGCAACUACCAGGAGGUUGUCAUUGACAAUGAGAAGGAUGUCCUGGUCGAAUUUUACGCUCCCUGGUGCGGACACUGCAAGUCUCUUGCUCCCAAGUACGACGAGCUUGCUGCCCUGUACGCCGAUGUCCCUGAGUUGAAUGAGAAGGUCACCGUGGCCAAGGUUGACGCCACUGCCAACGAUGUGCCCGAUUCCAUCACUGGCUUCCCCACUAUCAAGCUCUACCCCGCUGGUGCCAAGGACUCCCCUAUUGAGUACGCCGGUUCCCGCACUGUUGAGGACCUCGUUACCUUCAUCAAGGAGAACGGCAAGUACCAGGUGGACGGCCUGGCCGAUGGCGCCAAGACGCCCGAGGAGCGUGCCGAGGUCACUGCGGCCCCAAAGGCCACCGAGUCUCCUGCAUCCGAAGAGAAGGAUAUUCACGAUGAGCUUUAAGCGCUCACUCGGUUUUUGAAUGUGUAACUUCA